Paramecium tetraurelia is the source of this 531-nucleotide messenger RNA. RefSeq lists its product as uncharacterized. NCBI's taxonomy places the organism in Eukaryota, Ciliophora, Oligohymenophorea, Peniculida, Parameciidae. The record is from RefSeq and is a predicted model, not a curated record. The transcript has a single exon.
AUGAUAAAUCUGAAAUUUAUUCUUCCAGAUUUUUUUGUAUUAUCUAAAUUUCAGCAUUUUAUGGGUUUUAAUGAGUUUGAAUAUAUAAUUACAAAGCAUCAAUUUUCUCAACAAAAUUUGAAUUCAAAUUUUAAAUAGAAUCAUUCUGUGCUUUUAAUUACUAUUAAAUAUUGGAAUUGUUAAAUGAGUAAGAUUAAAUUAUCUUUUACAACUCUCCUAAUUUUAGUUAUCUUAAUUCUAGUUCUUAUUCUAGUUUAAUUAUAUACUAAUAGAAAUCUUUUGAAUUAGCAUCUAAUUCUGUGCAAUAUUUUAGAUCAUCAUCAAGUUAAUUCGAAAAAAGAUUACAAAAUUUAAUUUCAAAGUUGUGAUAAAGCUGUUAAUAGAAUAGAUGAAUGUGUUCUUUAGUUGUUGUAAGAAAGCUUGAAUUAAAAUUACUAAAAAUAUCGUUCGGAAUUUCAGGGUUCAAAAAAAAGUGAUUUAAUUAUUAUUAUUCUAAGAAAACUGCUUUUACUUUGUAUUUUUCAUAAUUGA